Messenger RNA from Fusarium keratoplasticum, 1335 nucleotides. RefSeq names its product Amidohydro-rel domain-containing protein. The transcript has a single exon. The coding region runs from base 1 to 1335 and encodes 444 amino acids. Gene Ontology annotation, molecular function: hydrolase activity, acting on carbon-nitrogen (but not peptide) bonds. Lineage: Eukaryota; Fungi; Ascomycota; Sordariomycetes; Hypocreales; Nectriaceae. The record is from RefSeq and is a predicted model, not a curated record.
AUGAAAUCGCUGUCUCCCCAAUUCAUCAAGCCCUGGCUUCCCAAGUCAUCCCCUCCAUUAUACCUCUUUAAGAACGCCACCAUUAUUGACCCUGUCACCGGCACCUCUACUGCAUCCCAAUAUAUCUUCACUCAAAAUGGCACAAUUGCUGCCAUUACUUCAGACGACACGACACUCCCAGCAGAAGCUUCAGAGGCUACCGUCAUCGAUGUUGCUGGCAAAUAUAUCUGUCCUGGCCUCAUCGACGCCCACGUCCACAUCGCUGCUGCGCCAGGUGACUCGGAUUUCUCAAAGGUCAUGUCCACACCGGAGCACGUCUCCAUGCUCCGCAUGACCUAUGUCUGUCGCGAUAUUCUCGCCCGCGGCUUCACUACCGUCCGCGACUGUGGCGGCGCCCCGUAUGCCCUCAAGCAGGCAACAGAGGAAUGGCUGGUCCCUGGACCCAGGCUUUACAUCAGUGGUCAUGCAUUGAGUCAGACAGGUGGCCACGGUGAUUUCAGAAGCUGCCAUGACCAUACACACUGUGUAUCUGGGUUUGUCUCCGGACUCGGAAGGGUCUGUGACGGUGUAUCAGCCUGUCUGGCUACAGCGAGAGACGAGAUACGCCGAGGAGCAGACUUUAUAAAGAUCAUGGGCAGUGGCGGAGUGGUCAGUCCGACGGACAGACUCGAGGGCAAGCAGUUCAGUCCAGAAGAGAUCCGAGCUGUGGUUCUAGCUGCAUCGAAUCAUGGGACGUACGUGACAUGCCAUGCUUAUUCGCCUGAUUCCAUUCGCAUCGCCAUCGAGAGCGGCGUCAAGGGCAUUGAGCACGGUAACCUCAUUGAUGAACCAACAGCCAAGCUCAUGGCGGAGAAAGGAUGCUUUCUCACUCCAACACUCGUCACAUAUCAAACCCUAGCGGAUCCAGCGUUGCCUCAAUUCUUGAAUGAGGAUUCGCAGGCAAAGAACAAGAAAGUCCUUGCCAUGGGAAUUAAUGCCCUCAAGAUCGCCAAGGAGGCAGGCCUCACACUUUGCUACGGAAGUGAUCUUCUUGGACCGCUUGGGAUAUACCAAACCCGGGAGUUCAGCAUCCGUUCAGAAGCUCUGAGCAAUCUUGACAUUCUCCAAAGCGCAACCGUCAAUCCGGCGAGGAUGCUUGGCGAAACAAACACCUUGGGCCAGGUCAAGACGGGGUUCAAGGCAGACUUGCUGAUUCUGAACAGCAACCCACUAGAUGACAUUACAGUGUUUGAGCGUCAGGAGCAGGAGCUCGUGGCGGUGAUCAAGGACGGCCGGGUAUGCCUGAGUCGCACUCCUCAACUGUCAGGGCUUCUUGAUGCCUGGAAGACAUUCUAG